AUGAGUCUUCUCGAUAAAGAUCCGGUCAAGANCGGUAUAUCUGGGAACUUUUGCUCGGACAAGAAGCCAGCAGCAGUUAAUUGGAUCGAGGGGAGAGGAAAGUCUGUAGUUUGUGAGGCAAUUAUCACAGAAGAGGUGGUGAAGAAAGUUUUGAAAACUGAGGUUGCUGCUCUUGUGGAGCUGAACAUGCUUAAAAAUCUUACUGGCUCUGCCAUGGCUGGUGCCCUUGGAGGUUUCAAUGCCCAUGCCAGCAAUAUCGUAUCAGCUGUGUUUAUAGCCACCGGUCAGGAUCCAGCUCAGAACAUAGAGAGCUCGCACUGCAUCACUAUGAUGGAGGCUGUAAAUGAUGGCAAGGACCUCCAUAUUUCUGUUACAAUGCCUUCCAUUGAGGUUGGUACCGUUGGAGGUGGAACUCAACUUGCAUCUCAGUCAGCUUGCUUAAACUUGUUAGGAGUGAAAGGUGCCAACAGAGAGGCACCAGGGUCAAAUGCAAGGCUCUUGGCUACAGUAGUAGCUGGUUCGGUUCUUGCUGGUGAACUAUCCCUCAUGUCAGCUAUAUCGGCUGGGCAACUAGUUAAUAGCCACAUGAAAUACAAUAGAUCUACCAAAGAUGUCACCAAGGCGUCCUCCUAAUCAGGGGAAUACAAUACAAUCCAUUCCCGGCCUUGUAUUUGAAGGUGUACACAGGUGAUCCCGCAAGUAGCCUCCAUUUAUGAAUGAUCUAUAUUAGGAAUAAAUAAAUUAAUAAAGCAAAAAAGAAAAGAAAAAUAAAGAGAAGAGGGGUAGAUAGAAGGAAGAGACAAGUGUUGUAGCAGAAAACAAAGUGAAGUCCCGGAAACAAAUACAUUGCACUUCUUUGUUUCACCAUUGUAUCACGAAGGUCCGUGGGGAGGAAGAAGUUAGCUGGGCUGUGUUUGUUGUCUCAGUGAUUCUUGAUGACAUGUAUUAGCUGCCAACACUUGGUAUCAUUCAAUGUUUCAAAAGGCGAUACCCUUUUCGUUUCUAUUGUAUUGUUCCUUUCGUUGUUAAUUUGUCAUUUCUACAGGGGUUGUCUCGAUCUGA
Messenger RNA from Solanum pennellii, 1062 nucleotides. RefSeq names its product 3-hydroxy-3-methylglutaryl-coenzyme A reductase 2. Lineage: Eukaryota; Viridiplantae; Streptophyta; Magnoliopsida; Solanales; Solanaceae. Gene Ontology annotation, cellular component: endoplasmic reticulum membrane; peroxisomal membrane. Gene Ontology annotation, biological process: coenzyme A metabolic process; isoprenoid biosynthetic process; sterol biosynthetic process. The transcript is spliced from 4 exons. Gene Ontology annotation, molecular function: hydroxymethylglutaryl-CoA reductase (NADPH) activity. The coding region runs from base 1 to 633 and encodes 210 amino acids. The record is from RefSeq and is a predicted model, not a curated record.